AUGUCCCAGCACGGCGGCCUCGGGGACACGGCCCGGCGGUGGCGCGAGCUUCACGGCGAGGGCGGCUGGGACGGCCUCCUGGACCCGCUGGACCUCGACCUCCGCCGCACCGUCCUCCGCUACGGCGAGAUGGCGCAGGCGACCUACGACGCCUUCAACCACGAGGCGCUCUCGCCGCACGCGGGGCUGUCCCGGUUUGCCAGGGCGCGGUUCUUCGACCGGGUGCGGCUGCCGGGCCACGCCGCCGCGUACCGGGUCACCAGGUUCCUGUACGCGACGUCGUCGUUGCCCGUGCCGGGCGCGUUCAUCCUCAGGUCCGCGUCCGGGGCGGGGCGGUGCAGGGAGUCCAACUGGAUCGGGUACGUCGCCGUGGCCACGGACGAGGGUAAGGCCGCGCUCGGGCGCCGGGACGUCGUCGUGGCGUGGCGCGGCACGGUGCAGGCGCUGGAGUGGGUCGAGGACCUCGAGUUCGCCAUGGUGCCGCCGAGGGGCCUGCUCGGGGACCGCGAGGCCUGCGACGCCAUGGUGCACCGCGGGUGGCUGUCCAUGUACACCUCCGCCGACCCCGUGUCCAGCCACAACCAAGACAGCGCAAGAGAUCAGGCGUUGCGCGAGGUGCGGAGGCUGGUGGACACGUACAAGGACGAGGAGCUGAGCAUCACCGUGACGGGGCACAGCCUCGGCGCGGCGCUCGCCACGCUGAACGCGUUCGACAUCGCUGCGAACGGCUACAACGUGGCGCCGGCCGCCGCGGGGAUGGCCGCCUGCCCGGUCACCGCGUUCGCGUUCGCCUGCCCCCGCGUCGGCGGCUCCGGCUUCAAGAAGCGGUUCGACGCAGUCUCCGGGCUCCGGCUCCUCCGCGUCCGCAACGCCCGGGACAUCGUGCCCAGGUACCCGGCCGUGUUCUACCACGACGUCGGCGCCGAGCUGGCGAUCGACACGGGGGCGUCCCCGUACCUGAGGAGCCCCGGGCACGAGCAGACCUGGCACAACCUCGAGGUGUACCUGCACGGCAUGGCGGGCGCGCGGGGCGGAGCGGGAGGAGGUGGGUUCGAGCUCGCGGUGGCGCGGGACGUGGCGCUGGUGAACAAGGCGUACGACGCGCUGCGGGACGACCACGGGGUGCCGCCCGGGUGGUGGGUUCCGCACAACAGGGGCAUGGUGAAGGGCUCCGACGGGCGCUGGAGAUUGAUGGAUUGCGAGGACGAAGAUGACGCCGACUCCGAGUAGGGAGUAAAGAACCAACGCUACUCGCAUGUUCAUCACGUAUAUAUGCGCGCAGAAAAUAUUUGUUACGAUGGGAGUAUGAAUUUAUCAGCCUGACAAAUUCAGUUUUA
Messenger RNA from Setaria italica (foxtail millet), 1337 nucleotides. Its product is annotated as phospholipase A1-II 6. Gene Ontology annotation, molecular function: glycerophospholipid phospholipase A1 activity. The coding region runs from base 1 to 1230 and encodes 409 amino acids. Gene Ontology annotation, biological process: lipid metabolic process. NCBI's taxonomy places the organism in Eukaryota, Viridiplantae, Streptophyta, Magnoliopsida, Poales, Poaceae. The transcript has 2 exons. The record is from RefSeq and is a predicted model, not a curated record.